This is a messenger RNA of Sarcophilus harrisii (Tasmanian devil), 5325 nucleotides long. RefSeq names its product insulin receptor substrate 4 (gene IRS4). Gene Ontology annotation, biological process: insulin receptor signaling pathway. Gene Ontology annotation, cellular component: cytosol; plasma membrane. The record is from RefSeq and is a predicted model, not a curated record. NCBI's taxonomy places the organism in Eukaryota, Metazoa, Chordata, Mammalia, Dasyuromorphia, Dasyuridae. The coding region runs from base 1 to 3663 and encodes 1220 amino acids. The transcript is spliced from 3 exons. Gene Ontology annotation, molecular function: insulin receptor binding; phosphatidylinositol 3-kinase binding.
AUGGCGAGUUACUCCGCCGCUGGGGAGCGAGGGGUACGGAGGUGGCGGCCGGAGCGGGAGACUGAGGCUAAGAAGCAGACAUCAGCCCCAGUGCCCGGUGGCAGUGGCAGUGGCAGUGAGAGCGGGAGCGGCAGCAGCAGCAGCAGCAGCACCAGCAGCAGCAGCACCAGCACCAACACCAGCAGUAGCAAUAGCAGUAGCAGCAGCAGCGGCAGUACCAGCUCCGGCUCCUCCGGCUCCGGCUCGGGCUCCGGCUCGGGUUCCGGCUCCGGCUCGGGCUCCGGCUCCGGCUCCAGCUUUUUUUCAGGCAGCGGCGGCAGCGCCGGCGGCGGGGACAUAGGCAGCAGCGGCAGCAGAAGCAAAGGCAGAGGCAUCGGCGGCAUGUGGAGGGGCGCAGAGGACGGCGCCCGCUGCUGCUCCCCGGAUCGCGGGGACCCGGGCCUGAGACAGCUGCUGCAGGCGGCCGGAGCCGAUGUCCGCAAAUGCGGGUACCUGCGGAAGCAGAAGCAUGGCCACAAACGCUACUUCGUGCUGCGGACGGCCAGUCGCCUGGCCCCGGCGCGCCUCGAGUACUACGAGAGCGAGAAGAAGUUCCGCAGCAGCCUUCGCGCCGCGGCGGCGGCGGCCGCCGCCGCCGCUUCGGCCGGCCCCUCGGCGGGCGCGCCCCCCGCCGUGCAGCCCAAGCGCGUUAUCCCGCUGUACCAGUGCUUCACGGUGAGCCGCCGAGCCGAUGCCAAGCACCGCCACAUCGUCGCCCUUUACACCAAGGACGACUACUUCGCCAUGGUGGCCGAGAGCGAGCAGGAGCAGGAGAGCUGGUACCAAGCGCUGAGUCUCCUGAUGGGCCAGAGCAAGACGCGCAGCUCCGGCACCGGGACCGAGGAAGGCGAAGACGGCACCGCCGGCGGCGGCGACGGCGUGGCCACCGACGAGGGGGGUGCGGCCGGCGGCGGUGCGGCCGCCGGUGCCGCCGCGGGUGCCGGUGCGGCCGCCGGUGCCGCCGCGGGUGAGGAAGACGACGACGAGGACGGAGCCUUCAAGGAGGUGUGGCAGGUGCAGGUGAAACCCAAGGGGCUGGGCCAGAGCAAGAACCUGAGCGGCAUCUAUCGCCUUUGCCUGUCCAGCAAAGAGGUGCAUCUGGUGCGCCUGAACGCCGAGGUGCCCAGCGUGAAGCUGCAGCUGCUCUGCAUUCGCCGAUGCGGCCACUCGGAGCACUUCUUCUUUCUCGAGGUGGGCAGGUCGUCAUCCAUCGGCCCCGGGGAGAUCUGGAUGCAGGUGGAGGACUCGGUGGUGGCUCAGCAUAUGCACGAGACCUUCCUGGAAACCAUGAAAGCCCUCAAGGCCUUCACCGACUUCAGGCCCCGGAGCAAGAGCCAGUCGUCGUGCACCAACCCCAUCUCGUUCCUCUCCACCAGGAGGCACCUGGGCUACCUGCAGCCCUGCCUGGGGAUGUCCCGCAGGUCCCGCACCGACAGCAUGGCCAGCACCCCGCCUUCCUGCAAGGGCGGCACCUACCGAUUCCGGACCUCCAGCGAGGGCGAAGGCACCAUGGACAGACCCUUCAAAACGGUCACGGGAAGCCUGAUGCAGCUGAACCCUGGGCGGAUGAACGUGGCCCGGCCCGAAGGCGGCAGGUACGUUCGAGCCGCUCUCCACGCCUGCUGUCACGCUCGCUCUGCCUCCCUGCCCGUGUCUCCCUUUCCCUCGGGGACCAGCCCAGCCCCGGACGGCGUGGCCAGGCCUUCGAGCUCCGUGUGCGGGACCCCUGGCGACGGAAGCGUCGUCUCCGAUGACCACGGCCCCAGCCCCGGAGACGUGAGGUAUUUCCGACUGAGGAGCAACACCCCGGAUUCCGUGGGGCACACCCCACCCAUCCGAGAGGAGCACUGUUCCAACGAGUACAUGUCCAUGAAUAAGCAGCGCGCCAGUAGGAGCGCCGGCGGUGAGCAUAUGGAGGCUGAAAAGUUCUUCAAGAAGAAAACUUUUUCCCUGCCUAAGCCAGCGGCUGUAACCAUGCAACAGAAAACAACCCAGACGACUCCCUUCGAUGAGGACUGCGCCGGAAACCCCCGGCUGCUCUUUUCCUCCGAGCCCCCGCGGGGCAGAGAGACCCCCAAAGCGGAGCUUGGGGAGAACGGGUCCAAUCGGAACCGCGGCAGAAAAAGAGCCGAGGACGACGGCUACAUGCCCAUGAUGCCGGGGGUCGCCGCGCCCCUCAAAAGCAACAGCGAUUACUUGCCCAUGGCUCCGCGGAGUGCUUCCGCCCCGAAGCCCGGCGCUUCUUGGUCAUCCUCUCAGAAGGACUCCCGAGGCUACAUGAUGAUGUUCCCCAGGGCCGUCCCGCCCGCCCCGGGCCGCGGUUCCCGAGGCAGAUUCGCUUCCAAGGGAGCCGCUAAUCAGGACGACGAGGACAACGAGUACAUGGAUAUGUCCCCGCAGAAUCCUCUCCCGCCCAGGCAGUCUCAGGAGGCGAGUUCUGCUCACCCUCCCUCCUUCUCCAAAAGUCUCAGCUCCCUCUUCUCUCUGCCGAAAAGUUUCCGAAGUCUCGGCGAACACCACAACCACGACAGCGAUUAUGUCCCGAUGGCGUCGCCCGGGAGACUCUUAAGCACCGUGUCCGAAAGCGCCCCGAGGGUUAACCAGGAAGCCCCGCCGCCCAAGAGCUCGUCUAAAGCGCCAGCCGCCAAAGCUUCGGACGGGGGCUUCCUGCACCGCAGGGCCGCGAGACCCACCAAACUCCCUCUGGGCUCCAGGGGAAGCAGCGUGCCCAGGAUCUACGAGCGGGCCCUGGAAAGGGACAGCCCCGGGGAGUACAUCAACAUCGACUUCAGCCGAAAAGCGGGCCAUGCCCCGUAUUCCUUCUCCGCCGGAUGCUCCCCGUCUGCGUUCGGCCCCUGCGGGGACCACGCGCACUCCCCCUUCGCCGAUUACGUGAGCUUCGCCGUCGAUAACAACCCGCUCAACACCGCCAAGGAGAUGGUCAAUUCCCUGACCCUGUCCGACUCCAAGCCCCCUCGCAGCCAGCCGAGCGCGGGCGGCGCCCGAAGCCCCCUCGGCGCCGCCGCCCGCGCCAGCACCCCGACCAACGCGGACGACGACUACACCGAAAUGACUUUCAACCCCGCCGCCGCGACAACCGUGCCUUUAGCCCCCCAGAGCGACGGUCCGGUCAAGAUGGACAGCCCCUCUUCGGCCGUAAAUCGCCUUCGCAUCGCCGACACGUCUCCCGAGGGCAGCACCUCCUCCCUCCCCGACAUCAGCCCGGAACCACCAGUUGUACCCAAGGCGGUCCGAGCCGACCCACAGGGCAGAAGGCGCCACAGCUCCGAAACUUUCUCCCAGGAAGGAGCCGGAGCCGCCUCGUCCUCUCUCUUCGCCGAUAGCAGAUGGCAGAAUUCCGCCUCCUUUGACAGCAUCUGGUCCAAAUCCGGUGAAGGUGCUUCGAACUCCGAGGAGACCAAGAUGUCCAGAAUCACCUCGGCUGGCUUUCAGAACGGCCUCAACUACAUCGCCCUGAAUUUACGUGAUGCUAAAAGUGGGGCCGGCCCAGCUGCUCCGAAUUCUCGCCAGAGGAACGGGGCUCCUGCCGGGGACAGCGGCGCCUAUGUCAGCAUCUUCUCCAAAGGUGACAUCUUCCAGUGUGCUUCUGCGAAAAAAGACUGAAUCCAUCGCCUUGGAAAUUGUUUUGAGAAGAAGGUAUUGGUUGUGGCAUUUCAGCUGGUAUCCUCAAGACCUGCUUUUGAAGAGACCAGAGGUUUCGGAAGAGAAAGCAACUUUGGUUUCCUGGAGCCCAGAAAUGGACCCCGAUGGUGUAACGGCUUUGUUCACACCCAAGUUGGCUAGCUGCCUUUGAUCUAGCUAUUCGGAAUUCCUGAUGUUGACAACUUGCUUUGAAUUGUCAUUUGUUGUUGUGGUGGUUGUGGUUGCUGUUGUCAUUGUUGUUUUCUUCAGUUUGCCUCUUUAGGAGGAAACAAGUGCUUAAUGAAAGAUUUGGAGCUCCCCUUGCCUCUUGAAAAGGUUUUUUCUUCUCACAUUAAGCUACGCUAAGAUGGUGGCCCACAAUGUGUUUAAUAACGAGCUUGCUUAUCUAGUAAGUAGUAGUUUUCAUAGCCUGUAAAUUUUGCUCACUUUCCAUUCCAUUUUUGAACUUGAAAAACCUUUUGAAGGGGCCAGAGAAAGAGGGAGAACACUAAAAACUUGGCUCUAUGAAACAGGCUGUUGUUGCUCAGUGCUAUGAGAGGCACUUCUUGAUCACAGAUCUUGAAUUUUUUGAAUGAAAUAAACUGAUGCCUUGAUUGACAAUUUUGAAUACUUAAAAAGUUCAACCAAAAGGCAGACCGAUUGGUUUUGGGUUUUUUGCUACUUGCUUACUACUUAAACUUAACAUUAAAGUUGGGGGCUUCUGUGCAUUCCAAUUGGACGUUUCCAAACUUUAUUUUUUAAUCACAGAUGAUGUUUUUGUUCCAUAAGUCCCCCGCCCACUCGCAAGUAGUCUCAUCCUUACCAAGUUAUACCAUUCCCCUCCCCUACCUCAAUCUCAAUUUUGGACCAAGUUUGCAUCCUGAAAAAAAAAAAUUCGACUUGAUCCUCAAUUUAUCACUUGCCUUAAAAAUAAACAAAGAAACAAACAAAGCUUCUCAAAGGUCAUUUCUCACCUUGGAAAAUGAGCUUACAGAAAAUGUUAGGAAAUUAAAGUAAGCUCUGCUACUUCUGCUCUUAUUUGAGUUGGAGCUGAUUUAAAAUUGUAAUGCUGACCUUUGAGAGUAUUUCAUUGAUUGGUGGUAAGUGCAAAGGAUCCUUACCCAGGUUCUAGAGACUGCUCGAGGGUUUGUGAGAUGGUGCUGGUAAAAAUUCGUUCCACCUUACCGCACUACUCCCGGCAGACCUCCUCAUUGUAUAUUGUGGAAGCGUAUGUGGUGUUCGUUCUUGUGUGUGCGCGCGCACGUGUGCGUGUAUGUUGUGUGUGCCUCGUGUGUAAGUUGUGAUAUGUGUUGUGUAUUAUGUAUCUUGUACAUUGUGUGUGUUUAAAUGAUCACCUCUAACAUACGAUCUUUCUAAAACAAUGUAUGGUUUCUAUAACAAUUUAGCCACUUGGUUUUGAUGUCAAAUAUAACAUGCAUUUUUAUUUUCAAGAAGUUUUAAAGUACACGCUAACUCAGAAGCGCAAUUAUUUGAUGUCAAAAAACAUGUACUUUUUUCGAGCAGUCUUAAAGUACAUGUUAAUUAAAAAACCAACCAGUUGAUGUCAAAUAAAAUGUGCUUUUUCUGAGCAGUCUUAAAGUUCGUGCUAACAAAAAAAAAAACCCAAAAAACAAAAACCCAAAA